Orbicella faveolata is the source of this 745-nucleotide messenger RNA. RefSeq names its product monocarboxylate transporter 10-like. Gene Ontology annotation, biological process: transmembrane transport. Gene Ontology annotation, molecular function: transmembrane transporter activity. Lineage: Eukaryota; Metazoa; Cnidaria; Anthozoa; Scleractinia; Merulinidae. The record is from RefSeq and is a predicted model, not a curated record.
CUCUGAGAUCAGGGAAAAAUAUAGAAAAUAACAAAAUAACAUAGAAAAUCGUCAGUGCUAUCAGCGUAUUCUCUCUCAAAGGUGCUGUACAAGGAUCGUAAAAAUGUUUGCGGGAUAAUUCAACGAUUGCUUCAUCCCCGUUUCAGUGCGAACAAGUAGAUGACAAGAGACUCUUGCUCACACGACCAAAAUGUUAUACUUUGAUGUCAUCAUAUGGCCAUUCUUUCCACACAGGCUCGAUAUUGUCAAGAACGGGGCAUAUACGCAAAGCGCACGUCGAUGAUGUACUUUUGGAACGGAAUCACCAGUGUCCUUAUCAGAGCUCUGACCGGUUACGUGUGCGACAUGAAGGGGGUUCAUCUCAAGUGGAUCAUGCAAACGGCGGUGUUCAUAGCUGGAGCCACUGCAGCAUUGAGCACCCUCCUGUACUCUUACAAGCAGCUGUUGAUGUGUUACGUUGCCUAUGGAGUCGCUGACGGUGCUAUAAUAUCCUCAAUGAACAUCUUAGCUAUGACAACGCUCUCAGCGAAACAAAGCUCCGCAGGUUUUCUUGCCGAUUUGUCUGGAUCGUAUGUUCUCACCUUCUAUGUGGCGGGUUCGUUUCAUGUCCUGGCUGGUUGCAUUUUCCUCCUGUCAUAUUGUAUAAAAAGCGCCAAAGUCGCUCGCGAAAAUUUGAACGAUCUUUUACAGCUGGAAAAAUUCCUCAUUGUUGAAACUGUCACAGUUCUCUGAUUUAUUUACACUC